CUCUGGUGGAGUGUGUCAGAAAGAAACAGGGAAAACUGUUCAGGAGAGGCCGCCAUGGAUGCUUCCCUUGCCAUCCAGCCGUCGGCGGUGGUGAUCGAGGACAAGGAGCGAACGUGUGACUCCUUGCUCAUGUGCAUUGUCACAGUAUUGAGUCACGGCCUCAGGAGUGGAGGAGGUGUUGGGGACGUCCUACGGAAGCCAUCCAAAGAGGAACCCCUUUUUGCAGCCAGAGUGAUCUACGAUCUGCUCUUCUUCUUCAUGGUCAUCAUUAUUGUCCUCAACCUCAUCUUUGGUGUCAUCAUUGAUACUUUUGCUGACCUGAGGAGUGAGAAGCAGAAGAAAGAGGAAAUCCUAAAGACAACAUGUUUUAUUUGUGGGUUGGAGCGGGACAAGUUUGACAAUAAGACAGUUACCUUUGAAGAACACAUCAAAGUCGAGCACAACAUGUGGCAUUACCUGUUCUUCAUCGUUCUGGUGAAGGUGAAGGAUUCCACAGAGUACACUGGACCAGAGAGCUAUGUAGCUGAAAUGAUCAGGGUAAGUAUCUUGUCAUGCACAUGCAUUUUGCUUUGUAACUGUUCAAAAGUCCUACAUACAAGCAAACCUUCAGUCCUACACUGCAGUGCUUAGAGACCUGAGAGAGGGAAUUCAUAAAUACAUUUGAUUUAUACAAAUUCUCUGUCCAGUUCACCCCACCUUGUUUGCCACUACAAAUAACAAA
Messenger RNA from Lates calcarifer (barramundi perch), 721 nucleotides. Its product is annotated as inositol 1,4,5-trisphosphate receptor type 1-like. The transcript is spliced from 4 exons. Bases 55 to 630 code for a protein of 191 amino acids. Gene Ontology annotation, cellular component: membrane. Gene Ontology annotation, biological process: calcium ion transport; transmembrane transport. Gene Ontology annotation, molecular function: monoatomic ion channel activity. The record is from RefSeq and is a predicted model, not a curated record. NCBI's taxonomy places the organism in Eukaryota, Metazoa, Chordata, Actinopteri, Centropomidae.